ACAAAUGCAAACAGGAAUUAAUGAGAGCUAUCAGCGGCUAUAAUAAUCACCGAACUCAAACCAGCACUUUACGCGUAACCAGUAUCAUUAAUACGCGCCACCCUUCACUCUGAAGAAAAACUAAAGGCCAGACAGUUCAACAACAGCUCAUGAUCAAACUCAAACACAUCUCUUUUCAAACACACUUUUCUAUACUUAACCACUUAGCUAGCUAGCUGCAUACUUGUGUGCAUAUAAGUUUCUUUUUGCUCACACUUACUCAACAAGUAAAGAGAAAAAGCAAAAGAAGACAUAUAUAAUCUUUAUUUUUUUUAUUUAUAUUAAGUUAUUAACAAAGUUCUUGCUUUGUGUACUUCGUUUCUUGGGUUUUAGAAGAGGAGGUUGAAAAUGAAGAGUAGAGCUUGGAGCUUGAUGUUGGUGGCCUUGCUUCUUGUGGAGUGUGCAAGUGGAGAAGACCCUUAUAGAUUUUACACAUGGAAUGUUACUUAUGGUGACAUUUAUCCUCUUGGUGUUAAGCAACAGGGGAUAUUGAUAAAUGGGCAGUUUCCCGGGCCACAGAUUGAUUCGGUGACUAAUGACAACUUGAUCAUCAAUGUUUACAACAGUUUGGAUGAGCCCUUUCUCUUUUCUUGGAAUGGAGUGCAGCAGAGAAGGAAUUCAUGGCAAGAUGGGGUGUAUGGGACCAAUUGCCCCAUUCCACCAGGGCAAAACUUCACAUAUGUCCUUCAAGUCAAGGAUCAGAUUGGAAGCUACUUCUAUUUUCCCUCCCUUGCAUUCCACAAAGCUGCAGGAGGUUAUGGUGGCAUUAAAAUUGCUAGCCGAUCUGUCAUCCCAGUUCCUUUUUCUCCACCUGCCGGGGAUUUCACAGUGCUAGUCGGUGACUGGUUCAAGCAAAAUCACACAGAUUUGAAAUCAAUUUUGGACAGUGGGAAUAAUCUUCCCUUUCCAGAUGGACUUGUUAUUAAUGGACUGUCAGCAAACUCGUUCACUUUUACCGUUGAUCAAGGUAAGACUUAUAGGUUCCGGAUAUCAAAUGUGGGCCUUACUACCUCAGUCAAUUUCAGAAUCCAGGGGCACAAGAUGAUUCUGGUUGAGGUCGAAGGAACUCAUACGCUACAAAAUACAUAUGAUUCUCUCGACAUACACUUGGGGCAAUCCUACUCUGUGUUAGUCACAGCAGAUCAACCUCCACAGGAUUACUUCAUUACGGCUUCCACACGAUUCACUUCCCCAGUGCUGACAUCUACAUCUGUACUUCAUUACAGUAAUUCAGCAGGCAGUGUUUCUGGUCCUCCCCCUGGUGGGCCAACAACUGAGGUCGACUGGUCUCUCAGCCAAGCACGUUCAAUCAGGAAGAACCUGACAGCAAGUGGACCAAGACCCAAUCCUCAGGGAUCUUAUCAUUACGGAUUAAUAAACACAACCCGGACCAUAAGACUUGCAAACUCUGCCCCGGUCAUCAAUGGAAAGCAAAGAUAUGCUGUCAAUGGUGUAUCCUUCAUUCCUGCAGACACACCACUUAAACUUGCAGACUACUUCAACAUACCAGGUGUCUUCACCCUUGGGAGUAUCCCAGAUAACCCUUCCGGUAGCGGUGGCUACCUCCAGACUUCUGUGAUGGCUGCUGAUUUUAGAGGAUUUGUCGAGGUUGUAUUCGAGAACUCAGAAGACAGUGUGCAGUCAUGGCAUGUUGAUGGACACCACUUCUUUGUUGUGGGGUUGAAUGGGGGCGAGUGGUCACCUGCAAGCAGAGAAACUUACAAUCUGCGAGAUACUGUUGCUCGUUCCACUGUUCAGGUGUAUCCAAGUUCAUGGACUGCAGUAUACAUGCCACUAGACAAUGUUGGAAUGUGGAACAUCAGGUCUGAGAACUGGGCACGGCAAUACUUGGGACAGCAGUUCUAUUUACGAGUGUAUUCUCCUGCGAAUUCAUGGAGGGAUGAAUAUCCCAUUCCUUCAAAUGCACUUAGAUGUGGCCAGGCAGUUGGCCACUAGAUGAGUCUGCAUCCCUCUUUGGAUUGUCCAAAGGGUGACAAGUUUUCAAAAGAUGAGAUUAUGGUAGAGAUUUACUAAAAAUGAUAAUUAUACUAAACUAGUUUAUGCUAAGUGUUUCUUCAAGAAUUUUGGGUUUCAUGUUUGUUCAUUUUUUGUUGGAUCAUAGUUUUAAUGUUGAUGUAUACCUGUUUAAUUUAUCUGAUUAGUUUCUAGUA
Daucus carota subsp. sativus is the source of this 2210-nucleotide messenger RNA. Its product is annotated as L-ascorbate oxidase homolog. Gene Ontology annotation, molecular function: oxidoreductase activity; copper ion binding. The transcript is spliced from 8 exons. The record is from RefSeq and is a predicted model, not a curated record. NCBI's taxonomy places the organism in Eukaryota, Viridiplantae, Streptophyta, Magnoliopsida, Apiales, Apiaceae. The coding region runs from base 388 to 1995 and encodes 535 amino acids.